Messenger RNA from Penaeus chinensis, 3062 nucleotides. RefSeq lists its product as uncharacterized. The record is from RefSeq and is a predicted model, not a curated record. The coding region runs from base 1 to 2097 and encodes 698 amino acids. The transcript is spliced from 15 exons. Gene Ontology annotation, cellular component: neuron projection. Lineage: Eukaryota; Metazoa; Arthropoda; Malacostraca; Decapoda; Penaeidae.
AUGAGACAUGGGGAGGGUUGUUCAGAAGGUGAGGCUGGAAAUAAAGACCUUUUCGCCAUCUUCGGGAAACAGAGGCACGUGAAAACGACUUGCAGUGGACUUGAAAAUGGCUGCCGAUCCGUGAGCUGGGUUGGACUCACGCGCCUGAGAGCAUCCCGGGUUGCCUGUGCACCUGGGGCACUCGCGCUUGCAUCCUGCGAGCCGGGGACCCAAGAGCUGACGUCACCGAGGGGCAUGGUAGCUUACCCUCGACACAACAUGCAGGACGGAAGUUGGCGUUCGGACGGACACGCCCACUACGGACCCGACAGCUGCGAGUGGGUCAUCAGCGCUCCCGAGGGCUACGGGGUCAACGUCACCAUCCUGCACUUUGACACGCGGCCGGAGGAUAAGCUCGAGAUGCUGGAAGGGUCGACGAUCGCCUUCUCCCACGGCGGCGAGAUCCCCAGCCGAAGAAACUUCCUUUCCCGGGGCUCGAACCUCACCCUGCGCUUCUCCUCCUCGGAAGACACGGACAAGACCGGGUUCCUCCUGCAGUAUUCGUGGGUCCUGAGGGAGUCCGAGGCAAAGAUCCGCCGCCUGGAAGGCCUUCAUCGCGAAGACACAACUCCGGCCGCCUUACAAUUCCUCAGAAUCCGCGUAGUUCUUAUCAAACUUGUGGGUUCAAUGGUCUAUUUCCAUGAGAAUGACUUUAGAAUACUUGAACCACGGAUUAACACAUCGUCUCGUACAUUGCAAUCAAAAGUGUUUCGAAGACUUCAGCCCAUUAUAUCCCUCAGGAUUGAAAUGAGUCAGGAAGGCGGCCUCUGGGAAGCUUUUGGUGAAGAUUUUCUGCCCAAGUUUAUUGAGACUGUGCCAAAUAUCACGGUGACGGUGGGACGCGAUGCUCUACUCCCGUGCACCGUAGAACAGCUCAAAGGAUUCAAGGUAGCGUGGGUGCAGGUCGACACCCAGACGAUCCUGACCAUCCACAAGCAGGUAAUCACAAGGAACCCGCGGAUCGCCCUCCUGCACAACGACCACAGGACCUGGCACCUCGAGCUCAAGAACGUGCAGGAGAGCGACCGAGGAUGGUACAUGUGCCAGGUCAACACGGAUCCUAUGGUGUACCAGCAAGGAUACGUCGAUGUUGUGGUCCCGCCUGACAUCAUCGACCGAGAGUCAUCGGGUGACCUGACCGUGCGAGAGGGCAUGGACGUGACCCUGACCUGUCGUGCCAAAGGUCAUCCUCCGCCGACCAUUGUGUGGCGACGAGAAGACAACAAGAACAUUGCAGCCAGUGGCGUGGGCGUCGGCGCGGGCGUGGACGAGGAGGGGUCUCGCGUGGUGGAGGGAGAGAAGCUCACUCUCAAGAAGGUGUCCAGACUGCAGAUGGGAUCGUACCUGUGCAUAGCGUCCAACGGCAUUCCUCCGUCGGUCAGCAAGAGGACGCAUCUUAGAGUGCAGUUUCCCCCAAUGGCAUGGGUGCCACAGCAGCUGGAGGGUGCCUACAUCGGCCAGGAGCUAACCAUCGAGUGCCACACAGAAGCUUAUCCCAAAAGUAUCAACUAUUGGACUAACACGAAGGGAGACAUGAUCGUGGCGGGUGAGCGCUACGAGCCGAUCGUGGCCGAGACGACCUAUAAAGUGUACAUGAAGCUGAGGAUCCGCCACGUUCAGCCACAGGACUUCGGGACCUUCAAGUGCGUCGCCAAGAACUCGCUCGGGGAGACCGACGGUGCCAUUAAGGUUUACGAAAUUGAGCCCCCGAAGUCGCGCACCAACGUCUUGACCGAGAAGGAGAUUGAGGUCAAGGGUGAGGGCGAGGGCGAUGACGUCAGAGGUGAGGCCACGCCCACUUCGAACUCCGCCCACCACCGAGAUAAAGACCGCAAGAAGUUCGACAAGUACUUAAAUCCGAAGGGGAUAAACGACCUUAUCGACCACCUCGGCAAGACAUACGAUCCAUACCCAGGUACGUCCCGACGCGACCGCCAACCGACCUACGGAGAACAGCCCGACCUCUCCAGCACCGGUUGCAGGCCACACCGUCUGGCACCUGUUCUCGUGGCCCUCUCCCUGAUGGCCACGGCCCUGACACUCCUCCGGCACCUGUAACGAUGGAUCCCAUUUGUAUAAACGACCUUUGAGUUCCCUUUCAGAUUUCGCAUGUAAUGGUUAAUGUAAUACUAACGGUGAUUUCAACCUUUGGCUAACAGGAUAUGGAUACAUAUGUGUAAGAGAUAACCCCCAUAUAUAAAAUCUAUAUAAUAUGUUAUAACUGGCCUCUACUUAUAUAUAUAAAAAGCAAUAUUUGCCUUUCACAACUGUACAUUUACCCCCAAAUCCUUUUAGGCUGUAACAACCCAAUCUUUUACUUGUAUAAUGACCAACCUUUGCCUAUACCGACUAUUCUCCGUUCCACAGACUUUGGGGCAAAAUUGAAAUAGAAAAAAAAGGACCAUAACUCGACCGAAAAUAGAUGUAUUGCGACACAAAUUAUACCUGACCUGUAUCUUAUCAUGAUGUCUAUUGAUGCCAAAUAUGAAUUGAGUUAUGGUCCCAAAACUAACAUUUCUUUAUCGUAGCAAAGUCUGUGGAAUGAACAAUAGCUACUGUUCCCCAUAGCCGGAUCUGUAGAUAUAGUCCUUUCUACUUAGUGUGACCUUUAGCUUCAAUAACUAUUUUGAAAAGAAAAAGAAAAAAAUUGACAAAAAAUACUAGUCAGAUUCAAAGCACAUGUUGUUUGACGUCCAGGAAAUGACAGUCUCACCUUUACCCCUUCUUCCCUCUCCUCCCCUAAAAAGAAGAUGAUGAUAGUGAUAAUGAUAGGGUAAACAAAUCCGUUUGCUUUUGUACAUAUGAUGAUGAUAAUUCUCGUGUUUCUGCUAUGAAAGGAUUUUUUUCUUCUUUCUUGUUUGUUUUGCUGAAUUAAUUUCCAUUCCGUUUCAUUCCCUCUUCCGGAGGUUCUCUAAUAUAAAGAAAAAAUAGAUAGAUAGAAAGAUACCUUUUUCUUUACCUAUCUAACUAUCCAUCUAUCGUCUGCCUGUUUAUUCGUCUAUAACUCUUUCUUUCUCUCUCUA